Molecule: messenger RNA, 1385 nt
Organism: Brienomyrus brachyistius
Lineage: Eukaryota; Metazoa; Chordata; Actinopteri; Osteoglossiformes; Mormyridae
Gene: cldn15a
Product: claudin 15a
Exons: 5
Coding region: 110-781 (223 amino acids)
Biological process (GO): bicellular tight junction assembly; cell adhesion
Cellular component (GO): plasma membrane; bicellular tight junction
Molecular function (GO): structural molecule activity
Source: RefSeq, a predicted model, not a curated record
UUAAGCAAGAGAAGCCCGUCUAUCACAACUUAUGGAAGCUGAAUAACACAGAACGCAGAGCACUCAGGAUACGCUAUUAUUUAAAACGUUUUACGUAAAAACAAGACAGAUGGAUCCAGUUGUAGAAGUUGUAGCUUUAUUUCUAGGAUUUCUGGGUUGGGUGAUGGUGGGGAUCACCAUACCGAACCGUUACUGGAAGGUUUCAACUGUGGACGGAAACGUUAUUACUACCUCCACCAUAUACGAGAACCUCUGGAUGUCCUGCGCUACCGACUCCACCGGCGUCCAUAACUGCCGCGAGUUCCCCUCACUGCUGGCCCUCUCUGGGUACGUGCAGGCGUCCCGCGCGCUGAUGAUCGCCUCAGUGGUGAUGGGGGCGUUUGGGAUCGUAGCCACUAUGAUUGGAAUGCAGUGCUGCAAAGUUGGAGGCGAGAACUACACUUUGAAAGGCAGAUUGGCUGGAACUGGAGGAGCGUUCUUCUUGCUGCAAGGAUUGUGUACCAUGAUUUCUGUAUCCUGGUAUGCCUUCAAUAUUACUCAAGUAUUCUUUGAUCCACUCUAUCCAGGAACAAAGUAUGAACUUGGGGAAGCUCUGUAUAUUGGCUGGUGUUCAGCUAUCCUCGCUAUCAGCGGAGGCUCCUGUUUGCUCUGUGCCUGCAAAGUGGGAAGAGAUGACACAACCCCAUACUCCUACCGGAACACCAACGGUACAGUGUACUCUCUCGGUGUACAAUCACAGAGGAAAACUGGCAGCACCUACGACAAGAACGCAUACGUUUGAUGUCAGCAUCUCCUGGAACCAUGUCAAUGCCGUUCACCGGUUUAUCAGAACCCUUAAGCGCAAUAUGAAUUCUGAUUAUUCGUUCUUUCCGCGCUCAGAUGGCAUUUUUUAAAUGUUGUCAUAUCAUAUCACAUGCGUCAGCCAAAAGCAAACAUAAAGUGUUAUAUAUUCCUGGGUAAGGUUCACUGCUACAAAUGUAAUAUAUCUGUGCUUAAGCUUUCACUACCAACAAAUCUGGAAAACAAUCUGGAAUCCCAUGAAAUCAACACAAGAUGGAAAAAACCUACAAACUACAAUGUAAAUAUCAAUCUAGGCUAUCUAAUUUUGAAUCUUGUUUUCACUUCUUGUCACUGUUUUGACAAGUGCUUGCGUAUCGACAUGUUAUUUACAUUGUUCUCCAUGAGUACAAUGCUAAAACUUGAUGUCAAUUUGUUUUUAUAAAUGCCACACUUUUUAUCUAUAUUUUACUGCUUGGGCUCUGUGUUCCCAUUAAUGUUGUCAGACUGUUCUGCAUUGGUACGCAUAUUCACAUACAACUUAAACACGGAGCUGUGGCUAGAAAGGCUUGUAUCUCCCAUGAUAUAUAGAACUUGCUAGAAGAGAA